This is a messenger RNA of Clonostachys rhizophaga, 879 nucleotides long. NCBI's taxonomy places the organism in Eukaryota, Fungi, Ascomycota, Sordariomycetes, Hypocreales, Bionectriaceae. The record is from the annotation of a GenBank genome assembly.
AUGCGCUUCUCUUUGCUCUCCUUGUGUGCGGCCUCGGCUGCGGCUACUGAUCUUCUGCUUCCUCUGUACACCUACCCAGGAACCAACGGUGCUAGUUGGUCUUCUGUGGCCUCUGCGUUGUCCAGCAACUCGGAGCUCUCCGCAACCAUCAUUAUCAAUGUGAGCAACGGCCCUGGUAGCCCAUUUGGCACUACUGAUGGACCCAACUGGACUGCUGGAGGCAAACUGCUCGCAGACCUGCCCAACGUGUCUUUGGUCGGAUAUGUGCACUGCACCCGCUGCCAGCGUGCAAUCGCCGACGUCAAAGCAGACAUUGCCCAGUGGGCCUCUUGGAACUCGCAGGGAGUCAACGUGGGUGGUAUCUUUAUCGAUGAGGCACCCAAUGAUGGUUCUUGCGUGCAAUACAUGUCGGAAUUGACACAGUAUAUCCGCUCGCUGGACGGCCUUGGCGACUCGGUGGUCUACAACGCUGGCUUCCCAGCUACACCGAAUAUCCUCGACUCUUACUUUGCUCUCAACCCAACCUACAUCUCGGCUUUCGAGACCUGCUGGUCCCCUACCUCGAACGGCGAAGACCUUUGCGAUGGAUCGUAUACUCCUUAUGACCAGGAUGGCUACGGCACGAGCAUUGACAACGUUCUGAAGGACUGGGUCGGUACUGAGAACUACGCCAAGACUGCCAUUCUCGUUCACGGGUUCCAUGGAAGCAACGGAUUCGCCACUGCCAACAGCGAAAGUCUGCUGAGUGCAUCUGAAGCCAUUGUCGCCAGGGGAAUUGGUGCCGCUGUCUUCACUACCAACCACUGGAUCACCCCCGACGCUGCUCCUGCAGAUAUCCAGACCAUGGCAACUACCCUCAACGCAGCAAACAAGCAGUGA